AUGAGGUUCAUGUGGAGCAGCAUCUUUAAUAAUCCGGGGCUGCGCCUCUCCCCUCCCCCCUGCCGGCUGCUCCACAUCGGCCAGAAAGCCUCCCUCACCAAAGCGUUCUCCUCCCAGGACGUGGAGCUGUUCGCCAAGUUGACGGGGGACACCAACCCCCUCCACCUUGACCCGGCCUACGCCAGCACCACCGCCUUCGAGACACCCAUCGUCCACGGCGUCCUCAUCAAUGGCCUGAUCUCAGCUGUGCUUGGCACCAAGAUGCCUGGCCGUGGCUGUGUCUUCCUGUACCAGGAGAUACGCUUCCCGGCACCACUCUACAUCGGCGAGGAGGUGCUGGCUGAAGCUGAAGUUCGCAAGAUCAAGAUGUCGUUCGCCUUCAUCGCCGUGACGUGCUCUGUCAAGGACAAGGUGGUGAUGGAGGGGGACGUGAUGGUGAUGAUGCCUGAGGACCAGCAGAACAAGGAGUGAGAGGAGGAGGAGGAGGAGGAGAUGAGGAGGGCAGUGACACUCUGAAGUGACAGAUGUGGUUGCAAAAUGGCUGCUGCAGCGCUUACACAAUGGAAUUAGCUUUAUGUUUUAUUUUAACGCGUAGUUGAAUGCUGACAACAAAAAGUGCGGCUGGACGGAGCAGCUAACAGAGAGACGUGUUAGUCACUCAAAGAUUUAUUUUUAAGAUGUUUAAUUUGUCAGAUCUGCUCUGUAGUUUGUGUAAAGUGUGGAAUAAAAACUCCAAAUGAUCA
Molecule: messenger RNA, 743 nt
Organism: Epinephelus fuscoguttatus (brown-marbled grouper)
Lineage: Eukaryota; Metazoa; Chordata; Actinopteri; Perciformes; Serranidae
Product: hydroxyacyl-thioester dehydratase type 2, mitochondrial-like
Exons: 1
Coding region: 1-471 (156 amino acids)
Source: RefSeq, a predicted model, not a curated record